UCAAGGAAAUGCAAAUCGCGCUAAAUCACACGUGAGGUUUGCUAGUCAGAACAGAUUCUAUUUUUAUUAGCACCUGGCAACAUGUACACAUCGAAGUUUAAAGGCCUCUUACUUCGCAUGACACGGAUGAAUCGAUAAGAUGGCGUUGAAAUAACACGGGAUUUUUUAUUAUUUAGAAUGAUUCUUCAGUAUAUCAAAAAUGUCUACAUCACAUUUUCAGAUAGUGGGCAUCAGCAUCCAAGGGUCAAAACGGGCUCUGCUCUUGCUAAAGCCGGGCUAAAAAAAAUUGUCUUGAAGAAAGUGAUGUCUUCCCUAAAACGGACACCCACCUUACCCCCGGGGACCAAGCCUUUGGAUAAUCAAGUAGCAGGCCAUCAAAACACAGACGGCAAAAUAGGGUGCUUACUACAUGAGGAUGGGACAGUAUUAAAACCGGUGCAGUAUCCCCCAAAAGGUCAGAGGGAGGUGGAGUUUUAUCAGGAAGUGUUUGCAGACCAAAUGUCCGACGAUAAAGUGUUGCUACAAUUGCGUGACCUGGUGCCAAAAUUUCAUGGAAUGGUGCAUUCACCAAAAGAAUCUGAUGCACGCUUCAUGAAACUUGAGAACCUACUAUUGGACAUGAAACAUCCAUGUGUUCUGGACAUUAAAAUGGGCAGGAAAACAUAUGAUCCACUGGCCUCACAGGAGAAAAUAGCCAUGGAAAUUGCCAAGUUUCCUCCUGCAAAGAACAUAGGCUACCAGAUCUCUGGAAUGCAGACAUACAGUCCAAGCACUGGGAAAGCUCAGAAGUUUGACAAGUACUUCUGUAAAAACUUAAAUGAAGAAUCCAUUGUUUUUCAAGGUUUUGGAAAAUUCUUCUCCCUAGAUGGCGUUUUGCAAAAGGAAGUGAUAAAAGCGGUGAUUGUGGGGCUGAAAGAAAUUUUAGAAUGGUUCAAUAAACAGCGGACCUUUCACUUUUACGCCAGUUCCAUUUUAAUUGUGUUCGAUGGUGAUGCGUCCUCCCCACUAUCAUUUAGAACUUCCACGUCUUCCUCUGGUCUUAAGGGGAGCGUCGCUGAAAAUUGCUGUAAUGGCGAUACAGACUCUAUAAUUGAAAAUGAUUUCUCCAAUGUGAUCUCCAGUGAUUUUGUAGAUACAAUGACAUACAGUCAGUCAGAAGCUGUUAAUCCUAAAGUUCAAGUGCGUAUGAUAGAUUUUGCUCAUGUCUACCAUAUGCCCGAAGAGGAUGAAAAUUAUAUUUUUGGAUUGAAACAUUUGAUUGAUGAUUUACAUAGAUUGUUAAAAAGUUAGUAAAGCAUUACCUGUUAAGGCAUUAUUAUAUUAUGAAAAAUUUAAGACUGUAGUGUUUUAAGUCUACUGUGAAGGUUGCUGAUAUUUAUUUUGUGGUAAAUAAUAUAUAUUAAGAGACUUGUUGAGCAAGUAAAGGUAUGAGUAUGAUGUAACAAAAGUGAUGAAACAAGUAUCAAAAGUGAUAGAACAAAAUGUAUUUGGGAAUGAAAAUAUCCCUUUAUAAGUCAUGGUGCAAAAAUUGUUGACUGUUUUAUUCCUUUGUUAUAUGUAAUGAAUGUGUAAAUUGUUCUACAAAUAAUUAUUGUCUGUUGUACUCUCAGAUUUUAAAAUUAGGUGCUCCUUGUUUUCUUGUUUCUUUUUUUUUUCUCCCUUAAUUUUCUGAAGACUUUUAAUCAUUUGCAGAAGUAUAGUGCAAGUUGAAUUUCUGUAUUUGUACGGACUUAUUUUCAUGUCGUAUGCCUUGCAUAACUUCCACUUUAAACAGCUUCUAACACUCAGAAUAGUAAAGACAUUUAUUUUUCUAUGUAGUUUUUAAUACUUGAGAAAUAUUUAUCAACAGAGGAUACUUAGUGCCUUUUCAUUGAAAACUAAUUCAAUGCUAAUUCUGUAAAAAAGGUCAUUUAACUACCCAUCUAAGUUUAGAUCAUGAUUUUGCACACUGACAGAAUUAAUAUGUUUAGGCUUUCUAAAAAAAAAAACUUGGAUGGGGUGGAUUUUUGCUUUUAGUUCACCUGAGCUGAAUUUCUGUUCUCCCUUGUCUGGCAUCCGUCUUCUCAAGAAGUUGUUAAUUUUGCAAACAUUCCCAAAUUGUGUGGAUUCAUUUUUUUUUUCCAAAUAUGGAUCCUUGGUAAGAGAAGGCUAAAAUUGGGAUCAAAUUUUACUUAAUACAUGGACAUGUAUACAGGAAAAUAAUUUUCUUCACCCUAACUGCAAGGCCAUGUUGUAGGCCAUAAGUCAUAUUAAUAUUGAAGCAUCAUCAGACUCCAGAGAGUUAAUUAUGGUGGGGCCAUAAUAUGCCAUGGGAUCACAAAUCUUCCUGGGAAUAUAAAAAAUUUUCUAGGGAACAGCAGGGCUAAAGUUACUCAGAUGAACAUUGUGACCCAUGGGCCUCUGUUUUUUAUC
Saccostrea echinata is the source of this 2412-nucleotide messenger RNA. RefSeq names its product inositol polyphosphate multikinase-like. The transcript has 6 exons. Gene Ontology annotation, molecular function: inositol tetrakisphosphate kinase activity; inositol-1,4,5-trisphosphate 3-kinase activity. Gene Ontology annotation, biological process: inositol phosphate biosynthetic process. NCBI's taxonomy places the organism in Eukaryota, Metazoa, Mollusca, Bivalvia, Ostreida, Ostreidae. Gene Ontology annotation, cellular component: cytoplasm; nucleus. The record is from RefSeq and is a predicted model, not a curated record. The coding region runs from base 178 to 1290 and encodes 370 amino acids.